This is a messenger RNA of Spodoptera litura, 3250 nucleotides long. Its product is annotated as Leucine-rich tendon-specific protein. Gene Ontology annotation, cellular component: plasma membrane. The record is from RefSeq and is a predicted model, not a curated record. Gene Ontology annotation, molecular function: protein binding. NCBI's taxonomy places the organism in Eukaryota, Metazoa, Arthropoda, Insecta, Lepidoptera, Noctuidae.
ACACACACGCGCUUACUAAAAAAAACUAAAAAAAGUAACGAAUAAAAAAUACGCCGAACUACAUACGAAUUUCGAAGACAGUGAUAGUGGUAUAUUGAUUUCUUUUUUAAUAUUGGAUAGUGUUGUUCAUCGUUUGGUUAAGUCGACAGUUUAAUGAAUGAAGUGUACUAGGAAGUUACGUCAUGCGUAGUGUUGUGCCUGUUCCUGCGCUCCGAACGGUGGGCGAUUUGUUAACAAUGAGUGCUCAUUAGAGGGUAAAGGAUGUGGCUAAUGGGCGCGGUGUGCGUGCUGUGCACGUUGCUGCACGCCGUGGACGCACAGUGGAGGUGCCCGGGUCUCUCUGCACGACCGGCGGCGGAGUGCUCGUGCGAUCUCCCACACACGUUGCGAUGUGCCGGCGACCACACUGCUUUACAGAUCAUAGGCCGUCACCUCCGGGAACAAAAAGCUAGAAACAAGAACACAGCAGUAUCACUUCUGGACUGUGCACUCCGAGGAGUAUCAGUACUGUCCUCAUCUUCAGUGUCAGAACUGGCUGGAGUUGGGUUGCACGGGCUGGUCAUAUCUUCUGGAGAUAUAAGGAGGGUACAGCAAGGAGCGUUUAGUACUGUUGCCGGAAGUUUAUUUGCUUUGGGUCUUCCCAAUAACCAGUUAUCAGUGGUGCCAACUGAAGCAUUGACCAGACUAUGGAACCUCGAUCGCUUAGAUUUGUCAAAUAAUAAAAUUCAUACAUUAGACGCUAAUUCAUUUAAGGGUGUCAAGAAUUUGACAUAUUUGGAUUUAAGUGACAACCAGUUGACUGACAUUCUGGAAGGAGCAUUCGUACCACUGGUAAAACUGAGUGUAUUGAGGUUAAGAGGGAAUUUACUCAAAGUACCGACCCUGGUCACAUUGAAGGAGGCUAACAUGCUGAGGGAUUUAGAUUUAUCCAGUAAUGCCCUGGAAGGACCUCUGGGUCCAUCCACAGUGCCCACACUGACCUGCCUCAAUACGCUCCAGUUGUCGGAUAACACUUUUGCAAGCAUACGACGAGGUGCUCUGUCUGGUCUUACAAACUUAACUCAUUUGAAGUUACACAACAACCAGAUAGACGUACUUGAGGACUAUGCGUUCAAACACAUUGCUAACUUGACGCACCUGGAUUUGUCGCACAACGAGAUCGUGGCUGUAUCUGGAGCAUCUCUAGCACAGCUAACCAACUUAGUACACCUGGACCUGUCUCACAACUUCCUCCGAUCCCUCUCUGCUGAACCCCUGAAGUCUCUUCGACGACUGACCGAGUUACUACUCCAUGAUAACGAUAUCUCGAUGAUAGAUGACGAAGCUUUGGCGCUGCACAAGGAUCUCGGCCGGUUCACCAUUGAAGAUAAUCCCCUUAAUUGCGAUUGCCUAAUGGCCGGAUUCGCAAGGUGGUUGAGGGAGGCAAAAAACCUGCCCCAAACAGAUAAAUCUGCUGCCGUGUGUGCUACUCCACCGCAUUUAGAAGGUGCUUUGCUAUCUAGAUUGUCGAAAAACAAGCUAUGUGACGACGAACAUGCAGACAAACAGAAAGACGGAAAUUAUGAUUUAAAUAAAGUACCUCGUGACGAAGUACUAGCGAAUUCUAUCGUGGAUGAUUAUAAAGUUGCUGUUGAUGAUAACGUUGAUGUUUAUGGCGAUAAGCAAGAAGGUUUAGAUGAUGAUUUGUAUGAUGAAGAGUUAGAAGUGCCUGCUGAAGAGGACUUGCCGAUUUCUGAUGCUAAGGUACACCUAAUAGACGCAUGGUACGACGAUGAAGAAGUCCAUUUAUCCUGGGUGGUGGAACCCCUAUCAGCUAACCGUUACAGGUGUACUGGCGUAACCGCUUCAAGAGCUGGUGGUCUACCGAAGCAUGUAGCCUGUCAUAGAGCUACUCCAUCCAAUGUGGUGCUGCGAGGAUUGAAGAUUGAUGCUGUUGAUCCUUACACGUUCUGCAUAGCAUUAGAAGAAAUGGACAGUUCUGAUGUGCCUCUUUCCUUGGUAUUGGGCUGCGGUGCCCCAAUGCAAGUGAGACAGCGAGCUACGUUUGCUACGGUUGUCCCUAUAGUCGUUACUCGAGCCCCUGAGAGUAAUCCUUUAAGAGUCUCCGAAGUCCGAUCAAACGUAACGAACGAAGGAGUCCUAACAGUUCUUAUAUCAGUCUUAGGUCUUCCACAAAGGCCACAAUAUGUAUUACCUCGCUCCCAAAGACUGUCCAACGACAUUCGACCAAUCAACAACUGCUACAUUGUUUUAGCCGUUUUAUCAAGAGGCUCAUUAGUAGCCCAGAAAGAUACUCCAUGCCAAUCUACUCUGGAAAUAUCCAUGGAAGGUUUUAUCAGAGGACCUUAUGAAGUCUGUGCAAGAUGCGAAUUGACUCGUGAACUUUUGAAGAAUAAUUUCUCAAGGACAUUUCUUAGCAAUUGGGUAUGCCUAAUAGAACAGGAGAGUGACAGAAAUACCUCAGCUUUUGUAGUGAAGAGUUCUAGGAGAAAGUACUAUGGACUGUUCCAAAUAGGAAGUGAAUGGUGUAAGGAAGGCAAGAAAGGUGGGAAGUGUGAUAUUACUUGCGAAGCACUGUUAGAUGAAGACAUAAAAGACGAUGGCAUUUGCGCAGUGAAGGUGUUCGAGCAAGAAGGAUUCAAAUACUGGUCAAAAUGGGAGGCCAGAUGCAAGGGACAACUAUUGCCUGAUAUUGAAAAAUGUCCAGACUGGGUGCACCCACCCAACAGAGCGUCUCCACCUCGAGACAAAAGAACAGCAAGAGGCAAGAGAAGUAUCCGAAGAUUUAGCCGAAAAUCCAUAUUUCUGAGCCAACCUUUUUAGACUGUGGUUCUUAAAGUAGUUUGUUAAGGUGGAUUGUGUGUGUACUUAGUCUGAAUGGCGUAAAAGCCCUUAAAGAAAACGGGUCUUUUGUGUAGGUGGGGGAAAUCAUCCAAUGACUUCUCCCGCCUUGGGUGAGGGGGGAGUAUCAGAGUCAAUAAGAGACUAACUAAAAACUACUUCGUUCCUACUGCUGCUUCAAGCCGGAGCCGCAGUAACCCGCGAGGUCGAAAAGAGUGAUACUUGGAGGGUGAAUGAGCUCAAACUUAAAUCUUGCCACAAAUUAUUGAAAUAAUGAAACGUCAUGAAUUAAAAAUUUGUUAAGUGUUUAAAGAACAAAAAUCAUUUGUGAUAGAACUGUCACUUUUUUAAUGUAAGUACAGGUUCUUGUAAAUCAUUAUACAUUUAAAUAAACAUUGUUUAAAAAAAA